AUGAUUUGUGAGAAGAAUUUGAAAACAGACAACGACAUUAUGAUGAACGGGACUCACAGUGUGGGGGAAUGUUCUAGCUCAACUUCCCUGAGCAGCCAACAGGAUGUUGAGGAUGACUGCAUGAUUGCUGUUGUACUAUCAGAAGAGUAUGCUAAGUUAGAUGGUGCAGUUGCUAGACGCCUUUCCAACCUGGCACCUGUUCCUCAUAUUCCUCGGAUAAAUUCCUACAUCCCCAACAUUAGUGAUGCUAGUUUGGACCAUCAACGGCUUCUCCAGAGGUGUUUGAGUGUCUCAUUUAUGCAAUUAUGA
Prunus armeniaca (apricot) is the source of this 309-nucleotide messenger RNA. The record is from the annotation of a GenBank genome assembly. NCBI's taxonomy places the organism in Eukaryota, Viridiplantae, Streptophyta, Magnoliopsida, Rosales, Rosaceae.